AUUUGCCAAUUGCACCUCCGAAGUUGUGAAGUUGUGUGUGCUCGAGACGUGACGCUGGCGCCCCUAACGACUUGCUUGUCUCUUGCUUCCCGAUUGAGGGUCGCUCAACCGCUGUUCGCUGCUGCAUCCGCCCGCUGCCUCCGGCCUCAAACACGAGCCUUCCUCCAGCCCGCAUUCCCGCGUUCUGUGCCAACCCGCACUGUCCCAUUCUUCUCCACUGCGAGCAAACUGUCCAACACCAGCAAGAUGAGCGACACCAAGCCCGUUGUUGUUUUUGUCCUGGGCCCACCUGGUGCCGGCAAGGGCACUCAGUGCGAGCGCAUUGUGGACACGUACAAGUUCAAGCAUCUCUCAGCUGGCGACCUGCUGCGCGCCGAGAGGAACUCUGGGUCUGAGACGGCCGAGCUGAUCAACGGAUACAUCAAGGAGGGCAAGAUCGUGCCUGUCGCCAUCACCAUCGAGCUCAUCCACAAGGCAAUGGAGGCACAUGACGGCAACUUGUUCCUCAUCGACGGUUUCCCGCGCAACGCCGACAACUUUGACGGUUGGGCGGAGCGCAUGGGAGACAAGGUUGACGCCCGCUUCGUCCUCUUCCUCGACUGCGACGAGGAGACAUCGACCCAGCGGUGCCUGCAGCGUGCUGCUAGCAGCGGCCGCGUGGACGACAACGUCGAGUCCCUCAAGAAGCGCCACCGCACAUACGAGGAGUCCACAAUGCCGGUGAUUGAUCUGUUCCGCAAGGAGGGCAUGGAGCGCCGCGUCGACGCCUCCGAGUCCAUCGACGCUGUCUGGGAGAAGGUCAAGGAAAUCUUCGCAGAGGCUGGCUUCACCGCAUAAGCACACACACACACACACACACACGCAUGCAUGCAGCUGCUGGUGAUACAUACACACGUGCGGUUGGUUGCAUUGGUCAGUGCGUUGAGUUCAUCAUACAAAUGGUUGCCUGUGUAAGCCCCAGCUGUGCCAUUUUCCACUCGCUUGCACACAUGUGCACACAGUCCUGCCUCACAAAGUUGGCAUGCACCGUAUUGCGGCCGCUGUUGAUUGCCGCUGUAUGCGUGUAUGUGUGAGCUUGCGUGUGUUCUUUGUUUUGUUUUGUUUGGUCCUCUUGCCUGAACUGCCCCCCUCCUCCUCUUCGCCCAUUGUUGAGCUGUGCUGCCUUGUUGUUUGACAUGAAUCUUCACCACCAGCGAUUACACUUUCAUACACCACCACAUCAGUUGGGUUCAAUCAUACGUUUAUUGCACUGUCCUUCAAGCACGACCAAACAUAUACACGACAUACACA
Salpingoeca rosetta is the source of this 1290-nucleotide messenger RNA. Its product is annotated as cytidylate kinase. Gene Ontology annotation, molecular function: UMP kinase activity; ATP binding. The record is from RefSeq and is a predicted model, not a curated record. Lineage: Eukaryota; Choanoflagellata; Craspedida; Salpingoecidae. Gene Ontology annotation, biological process: UDP biosynthetic process; CDP biosynthetic process; 'de novo' pyrimidine nucleobase biosynthetic process. The transcript is spliced from 8 exons. The coding region runs from base 247 to 837 and encodes 196 amino acids. Gene Ontology annotation, cellular component: cytoplasm; nucleus.